CGAGACGGAAGACGGGUAGGAUAAAACAGUGAGGAAGGUCUCGCUCUGUGCUGUUGACCGGUAAAAAGCUGGUGACUAAUCAUGUUCGCUCCGCUGAGGUUUGAUGGAAAAGUUGUUUUAAUAACUGGAGCUGGAGGAGGACUCGGGAGGGAGUAUGCUUUGGCCUUUGCUGAGAGAGGUGCCUUUGUUGUGGUGAAUGACCUUGGUGGAGACAUCAAGGGGGGUGGGAAGAGUUCAACUGCUGCAGACAAAGUGGUGGCAGAAAUAAAGGCCAAAGGUGGCACAGCAGUGGCAAACUAUGACUCUGUUGAGAAUGGAGAGAAGCUGGUCCAGACGGCCUUGGACACUUUUGGCAGAAUAGAUAUUGUGAUAAACAAUGCAGGGAUUCUGCGAGAUCGCUCCUUUAGCAGGAUGAGUGAAUUGGAUUGGGACCUCAUUAACAGAGUGCACCUGCGGGGCUCCUUUUUGGUUACCAGGGCCGCUUGGGAUCACAUGAAGAAGCAGAAGUUUGGAAGGAUCAUCAUGACCUCAUCGGCCGCAGGCAUCUAUGGGAACUUCGGCCAGGCAAACUACAGCACGGCCAAGCUUGGGCUGCUGGGCUUCUCCAACACAUUGGCCAUAGAGGGACAGAAGUACAACAUCUACUGCAACACCAUUGCCCCCACUGCAGGCUCUCGUCUCACACAGACCGUCAUGGCCCAAGAUUUGCUGGAUUUCUUUAAAGUGGAGUAUGUGUCCCCCCUGGUACUUUGGCUGUGUCAUGAGCAAUGUGAGGAGAAUGGGAGUCUUUUUGAGGUUGGAGGAGGCUGGAUUGCUAAAUUGCGCUGGGAGCGAACCCAGGGCGCCAUCCUGAGGCACCAGAACCAGUCUAUGAGCCCUGAGGCCGUGCGGGACCACUGGGAUAAGAUCUGCAACUUUCAGAAUGCCACCAAACCUGCCAGUGUCCAUGAGGCGAUGAACCAGUUGCUGGAGGUGCUCUCAGCUGUGGACAUUGACACAGGGCUGGCAGGCAAUCCAACUAGUGCUGUGGCCUCCACUGAGUUGGGUAUUCCUCUAUCGGCUGUGGGGCAGAAACUUGCAGAGGUGGAGUUCAGUUAUUCAAACAUGCAGACCAUCCUUUAUGCCCUGGGAGUUGGCAUGUCCACCAAGGAGCCUGACCACCUCAAAUUCUUGUAUGAGGGUGACUCGGAAUUCAGCUGCCUGCCCACCUUCGGCGUCAUUCCCUCCCAAUCCGUCCUAGCACACGGGGGCUUGAGCACCAUCAAGGGCCUCAAUAUCGACUACACCCGGCUUCUGCAUGGAGAGCAUUAUCUUGAGCUCUAUAAACCACUCCCCACCUCAGGGAAACUGACCUCACGGGGAAUGAUUGCUGAUGUUCUGGACAAAGGAUCUGGAAUGGUCGUCCUCGUGGAUGCUCACACAUAUAAUGGCCAGGAGCUCGUGUGCUACAAUCAGUUCACCCUGUUCCUCGUGGGUAUGGGCGGCUUUGGGAAGAAGACAUCCGAUAAAGCAAAGAACAUAGUGGCAAUCCCAAAUCGCGCCCCAGAUGCAGUGGUGACGGACCAGACCACCAGAGACCAGGCUGCAUUGUAUCGUCUGAGUGGCGAUUUUAACCCACUGCACAUAGAUCCCAGCUUUGCAGCUCUGGGAGGCUACAAAACACCCAUUCUUCAUGGGCUCUGCUCCUUUGGUUUCGCCGCUCGCCAUGUUUUGAAGCAUUAUGCGAACAAUGAUGUGUCUAAGUUCAAGUCCAUCAAGGUGCGCUUCGUGAAGCCGGUGUUACCUGGUCAGACCCUGCAGACGGAGAUGUGGAAGGAGGGCAGCCGAAUCCACCUUCAGUGCAGGAUCAAAGAGACUGGAGAUGUGGUUUUAACAAGUGCAUAUGUAGAUCUUCAGGACAUCACAGAUGCGGCACCUUUGGACAGACUCCCAGAGACAAGGGGCCUGCAGAGCGACCUUGUGUUUGCAGAGAUCGGGCACCGCAUCAAAGACUUUGGGCCAGAGCUGGUGAGGAAGGUCAACGCAGUCUUCCAGUGGGAGAUCACCCAAGGGGGACGCACCGCAGCGCAGUGGACUAUUAAUUUAAAAAGCGGGACUGGGUCCCUGCAAAAGGGUCCGUACAGCGGCAAGCCAGACGUUACCUUCACCCUUUCUGAUGAAGACUUCAUGAAGGUGGUUCAGGGAAAGUUGGACCCACAGAAGGCCUUUUUUGCUGGCAAGCUGAAGGCAAAGGGCAACAUCAUGCUGAGCCAGAAGCUGGAGACCAUUCUGAAGGACUAUGCCAAGUUCUGAGGUUGUAAAACAAGCAGCUAAGAGCUCUUGGCUACAAAUGAUCAUGUCAUGUUCUAUCCAGCUCUGAGAUGAAACAUCAGGAGGCUGUACUUGAUAUGGAUAAAAUGAAAGUGCACAUAACUGCUUUCAUUUAUGGUUUUGUUUGAUUAAUUUCCAAGUUUCCAACAAUAAACUACUGAUUCAGUUGAAGAGUUAUACUUUUCACUAUGCAUUGAAAAAUGGACUAUUGUGAUCUGUGUACUUACUGCUGCACUAAUGUAAGUAAUACUGCUAGAGGACCUAAAUAAAUCAGCAUUUCACCAUU
This is a messenger RNA of Scleropages formosus (Asian bonytongue), 2596 nucleotides long. It is a transcript of the gene hsd17b4, whose product is annotated as hydroxysteroid (17-beta) dehydrogenase 4. The record is from RefSeq and is a predicted model, not a curated record. The transcript has 24 exons. Gene Ontology annotation, molecular function: oxidoreductase activity. Lineage: Eukaryota; Metazoa; Chordata; Actinopteri; Osteoglossiformes; Osteoglossidae. The coding region runs from base 82 to 2292 and encodes 736 amino acids.